This is a messenger RNA of Syngnathus typhle (broad-nosed pipefish), 7682 nucleotides long. It is a transcript of the gene tns1b, whose product is annotated as tensin 1b. The transcript is spliced from 30 exons. NCBI's taxonomy places the organism in Eukaryota, Metazoa, Chordata, Actinopteri, Syngnathiformes, Syngnathidae. The record is from RefSeq and is a predicted model, not a curated record. Gene Ontology annotation, molecular function: protein binding. Bases 997 to 5820 code for a protein of 1607 amino acids. Gene Ontology annotation, biological process: fibroblast migration.
CUUGCCUGAGUCAGACAUGUCAAAGUGGACCUCACCCUGUCCCUCCUUUUCGUAUGCCAGCCCUUUUGCAACAGGGUGAUCUUCAUCGUCAAAGUGUGGUCUGGCUUUGCCUCCAUCUCCCUCUUGAGUGAAAGGCUUAUCUCACAUUAGCAAGCAUGGUGAUUUGGGGCCAUAAAAGCAAACGUCAUGCAUGCGCGCAAGAUGUUGCCCGCUCUUCUUUGGGACACGUUGUGUGCGUGCACGUGUGUCGAAAAAGAAAGUCAUGGCAGGGUUUCUUUUCCUCCCAAGUGACUUUGAGGGAGGAAAGGAGGGCUUAUAUUUAACCUGUAACUUGAGACCUUGAUAAGAUGGACAGAAUGAGGAAUGGGACUUUUUUCCCCCCCUCCCUCUUUCCCAAGUCCAAGUCCAACCAUGGGAAAUUCACUUUGAGUCUAUUUUUUCCCCCACUCUCUCUCUCUCGCUCUCGCUCUCUCGCCUCUCUCUUUUUCUCAUGACUUGUACGCCUUGAACAAGAGGGGAGGAGAAAAGCCCAGGCAGGCGGCAAACACACUGAAGGGGGAAAAAAACGAAGCAAGCUGUAAGCGAGCUGCAAGCAAACUGUGCGGCAGAUUUGACUUCUUCUCUUGUCGCUUGCAGUGUGCUGCACUGCGAUGUUUCCAGUGGCGGCGGGAUGUUAGCGUUUGCCUCCGGCCGCACUUCUUCUUGCGCUCUCAGCGAGAACGCUCGGACAUUUUUCUGCUCCUUUUCAUAUGGGAAGGAGGAGGUGGAGGAGUGAGAGUCAAGCGAGGAACGAGAAGGCAGACGAGAGCCAGACCUACCAGCCCGGACCUUCAACAUACACGCACAUCGACGCUUGCUUUCUUCUCGCUUUCUUUUCUAACAAACGCGCGCACACACACACACACACUCUCCCCAGCGUCUGCACCAAGGUAACCCUGAGCGGAUUCAGCCUAACUGGAGCAAGACCAUGCAGCACUAAAAAGAAAAAAGGAGAGGAUGGCCACCGCAUUGUUUCAGGUGUCUUCAACCUGUGUUCCAGCGACCAACUAUGAGCUGGCGCCCGCCACCGAGCUGCCUCUCCGACAUGCCGAUACCUCGGCUUCAAUCAAAUCGUCCAAAAGCAUGGAGUCACGCCGAAGAGCGUCCAGCAGGAGCGCCAGUCUGCUGCAGGAGAGCUACGAGCUGGACCUGCUCUACAUCACAGAGAGGAUCAUCUCCGUCUCCUUCGCUAGCGGCGCCGAGGAGCCCGCCUACGCCGCCAAUCUGCGCGAGGUGGCCUCCAUGCUGCGCUCCAAGCACGGCCACAACUACCUGCUCUUCAACCUCAGCGAGAAGCGUUAUGACAUCGGCGAGCUUCAUUCCAAGGUGUUGGACUUUGGCUGGCCCGACCAUCACGCGCCGGCCCUGGAGAAGAUCUGCAGCAUCUGCAAGGCCAUGGACACGUGGCUGAGCGCCGAUUGCCACAACGUGGUGGUCAUCCACAAUAAGGGCAACAGAGGCCGAACCGGAGUGGUGGUGGCUGCCUACAUGCAUUACAGCAAUAUAUCUGGCAGCGCCGAGCAGGCUCUGGACAGGUUCGCCAUGAAGCGUUUCUAUGAAGACAAAGUGCUUCCUGUGGGGCAACCUUCUCAGAGAAGGUACGUGGAGUACUUCAGCGGUUUGCUGAGCGGACACAUCAAGAUCAACAACAAACCGCUGUUUCUUCACCACGUCAUCAUGCACGGCAUUCCCAAUUUUGAGUCCAAAGGAGGGUGCCGUCCUUUCCUGAAAAUCUACCAGGCCAUGCAGCCUGUCUACACAUCUGGCAUCUAUAACGUUCAAGGGGACAGUCAGACGAGCAUCUGCAUCACCAUUGAGCCCGGCCUCCUUCUCAAAGGAGACAUUCUGCUCAAGUGCUACCACAAGCGCCAUCGCGGCCCGUGCCGGGACGUGAUUUUCCGGGUGCAGUUCCACACGUGCGCCGUUCACGACCUGGCAAUCGUCUUUGGCAAAGACCAGCUGGACGAGACCUUCAAAGACGAGCGGUUCCCAGAAUAUGGCAAAGUGGAGUUCCUUUUUUCUUUCGGCCCAGAAAAAAUGUAUGGUGUGACUCACCUGGAGAACGGGCCCAGCGUCUCGGUGGACUACAACACGCAAGAUCCGCCCAUUCGCUGGGACUCUUAUGAGAACUUCAACGAGAAUAACCAGGACGCUGCGGAAGACGUGGUCCACACCCAAGGUCCGUUGGACGGGAGUCUCUAUGCCAAAGUGCGCAAAAAAGAGUCUGUUGACGGGACGGUCGCGCUCAACGGACUGCCGCCGCCAGGGGCGCCGCCAGGGGCGCCGCCGGCUGCUCUCGAACACACCUUGCCCGCCGUCGAUCACGCCUUGUCUGUGAGCAGCGACUCGGGAAACUCCACAGCCUCCAUUAAAACGGACGAAGCGGCGGCGGCGGCGGCGGCAGCGAUCCGCCCCGCCGUGAACCUGCCAAGCGCUCAGGCCGUAGCCCGCUGUGACGAGCAGCGACCCAUCAGUCCGCAGGAGAAACAGCAGCUGGAACAGCUCCUUGGUGGCCUGGAGGGACCUAGCAUGCGCGGACAGGGCGAGCGCGCCUCGCCCAGCGGCCUCGGCGCCUUACUCCAGCGGGUGCCCGCCCAGGUCCACGUCAACGGUCACCGCAACAUGGACCGGGAAACGGACAUUUUAGACGACGAGCUACCCGCCGCUCACAAGGCAAACAGCGUGGACAGUCUGGGGACGUUGUCCUCCUCCGCCGACGGCCGAGCCACCCCGGCCGAUCUCUACUACCGCUCGGAAUCGGCCCUCGACGUGCCGUACCCGGAGCGCGGCGUGGCCGAAAGCCCGGCGCCGUCGCAAACGGGCUCCGCCGACAAACUGGAGACGUGUGACCAUUCUGCGCCAGCCUCUCGGAUUCUCUGCCGUUCCCAGUCGCUGGGUUCGGACACGCGGGCCAUGCCCCCGGCUCCCGCCCGGACCACCAGCAGCAGGGACGCCGUCCAACGCGGCCUCAACAUCUGGCAACGCUUCGGGGUACCCGAGGAGCCUGUCACCGAAGGACUCACUUUCGGGACGCCGCCAGCUCACCGGAGCCUUCCGCAGUUCCACAGCGCGUCGCAGGAGGAGAUUGAGAAAUCCAUCGAGACGCUCAACCUCCUCAUGUUGGACUUGGAGCCGAGCCGUUGUUUCGUGCCAAAGUCGCAAAGCGCUCCUCUGAGGCCGAGCCACGUGGUCACCGUGCAGCCGUCCUUCUCCCAGAGCCGAAGCGGAGCCAUCUAUGAGGUGGAGACGCCUCCCGCGUCCGGCCGACAGUCGCCCGUCAAAUCCGGCUCGCCCCUCGGGUGGGAAACCGCCGGAGCCGCUCCAUCUGGAUCCGGUCCUCUUCAGCUCAAUGACACCUUUGCAGCGAGCCCUUUGUCCGGCCCCGGCGCGGUGCCCGCUUGGAGGGACCGUGAACCCGACCAGCACGUCUUGAGCGUGGAAGGACUGGUGGCGCAAAGAGUUGCAGGUGUCCGCUCCCAUGCGACGGCUGCGGACGAGCCGGCGCUUUCCCCCCGCCGUAGGAUCACGAGCGACGGCUCCGAAGACGCCGGCGCGUCCCCCGACGUCCCGCUUCGUUCCCCUGUCCGUUGCGUUUCUCCGGAGUUCGCCAACGCCAUCGCCAUGAACCCCGGCGGACGGCCCAAGGAGAGACACAUGCACAGCUACCGGGAAGCCUUUGAGGAGACGGAGGGCGGGCCCACCAGCCUGACCCCCGCAGUCGGUGGUGAGGUGCUUCCCCAAAGUCCCGCCUCGCCACACACCCCUUACUUCAACCUGUGUCGCUCACCUCCGGGUCUGGCCAAAACACCGCUGUCGGCGCUGGGCUUGAAGCCCCACAACCCGGCCCAUCUCCUGCUCAACCAAAUUGGCGCAGCGCCCCGAAGUUACGUGGAGUCGGUGGCGAGGUCGGCCGCGACGGGCGGAGAGCAAGCGCCCCAAAGCCCUCAAGGCGAGGCUCCGGAGCAGGCCGCAAGUCCGAGUCCCGCAUGCCCCACCCUCACGCGGCCGCUGUCCAGUAGCAGCGGUCCCGAGCACGGCUCGCAGGGCAACGCCGGCUCGGCAGAAAGCAACUCCGGCAGUCCGCCGCCGCCAGCCGCUACCGAUUGGAGUUUGCUCAUGCAGCCGGCAGCGAGCGCAGCCUCCACUCCCGCGUCGUCCGCUUCCCCCAACUCCUCUCAUCUGGAUUCCAUUUCCGCAACAUCCUCCUACCUCGGCCCCGACGUCCAGAGCCGCGCGGCCUCCGAUUCUAGCCGAGCCCCCUGGACGGAGGCCUUCCAUACCGGAAGUCCCCGCUUGGGGCUGCGGGCUUGUGUCCUGACCUCUUCGGACCACCAGCCAAGCGCCUAUCAGGAAGCCGACACCGACGUCCCCGCGGUGAACGGGGGAGCGGACUUCCGGAGCAGCCCCGUCCUCGAGCGCCAUCAGUCGUCUCAGGGAAGUCGAGCGCUCACGCCGCAGGCCUCGACGGGACAGCGCUCGCGACCCAGCCCGACCCUCGGCAGACGAGCGUCCUCGGGACAAGCUGCGGCGAGCGCGCUCGGCGGAGGACACCCGUCCCUCUCCCAGUUGCAAGGGAGCCCCGGUUUGGAGCGACGCCCCGUGCGCAGCGGCUACGCCACGCCGGACGAGCGGCACGCCAACCUCUCCCGACAGAGCAGUUCCUCGGGUUACCAGGGACCGCCGACCCCCUCCUUCCCCGUUUCGCCGGCGGCCUACCAGGACGCCGGCGAAACGGCGGCUGCGGGCGGAGGCUUCCGACAGGCGAGCGCCGCGCCCGCUUUUCAACCUCAGCUACCGGAAAAGAGGCGUAUGUCGAGCGGCGACAGAGCCAACGGAGCGCCGGCGUACGGCUCCCUGAGCGAAAAGAGCAACCCCGGCUACUUCCACACCCUCUCGGACUUCUCGCGCUUCAACAUGCCCGACGGAGGUCCCGAGAGCAGGCUGAACGUCAAGUUUGUCCAAGACACGUCCAAGUUCUGGUACAAGCCCGACAUAUCCCGAGAGCAAGCCAUCAGCGUGCUGAGAGAACGCCAACCCGGGGCCUUUGUGAUCCGCGACAGCCACUCCUUCAAGGGGGCCUACGGCUUGGCCAUGAAGGUGGCCUCGCCCCCUCCCUCGCUGCAUCCAAACAAAAAAGGUGACAUCACCAACGAGCUGGUGCGCCACUUCCUGAUUGAGAGCAGCCCCAAAGGAGUCCGACUCAAGGGUUGUCCCAACGAGCCGUACUUUGGCUGUCUGUCGGCGUUGGUCUACCAACACGCCAUCACGCCGCUGGCCCUGCCCUGCAAGCUGCUCAUUCCUACCGCAGAUCUUGUCGAGGAAGAGCCGCAAGUGGUGAAAAGCAAUCCGCUGUCCGAGCGACUGAAGGAAGGAGCGGCGUGCAACGUGCUCUACAUCAACUCGGUGGACAUGGAGUCGCUGACGGGCCCCCAGGCCAUCGCCAAGGCCAUUUCGGAGACUCUGGCCGCCCCCGCCUGUCAGUCGGCCGUCGUGCACUUCAAGGUGUCCUCGCAAGGAAUCACGCUGACCGACAACCAGAGGAAGCUUUUCUUCCGCCGCCACUACCCCUGCAACACCGUCACCUUCUGUGACAUCGACCCUCAGGACAGAAAGUGGAAGAAGCCGGAGGGCGGCACGGCCAAGUUGUUUGGCUUCGUGGCGCGAAAGCAGGGAAGCACGACGGACAACGUGAGCCACCUCUUUGCCGAGAUGGACCCCGAGCAGCCCGCCGGCGCCAUCGUCAACUUUGUCACCCGGAUGGUUACGUUGCAAAAGCGAUGAGCACGGCAAUUUCUUCCCUCCACUCACUCACUCACUCGCUCGCCCCUCCCUACCUCCCUCCCGCACCCAAAACUCUUUUGCUUACUUCCCUUCCUCCUUUGACCAAAAGACAGAUGGACGGACGGACGGACGGACACUCCUUUCCCCUGCAAACACUUUGUGUCGCUUCUCGGCGUCGCGUCCGAGCACACGUUUGUCUCGUCUCGCUUGCGCCUUUCUUUGCGGACGGACUCUCCAGCGGAGCUGCGGAAGUGCAGAAAGGGGGCGGAGCCGGAUGUGAGUAAGUGCAACAUUUUUGCACUUUUCUUGACCCAGACGUCACGUGGGCGGGAACAUAAUCGAUUGUGGCACACACUGGAAAAAAAAAUGUUGUGUUGAAAUUUCCUCCAUUUCAUUUGACAAAACAAACCAUCUGGAUCCUUGAAAAAAAAAAAAAAAUCCGGACAACGUGCGCGUCACGUUUUGCAAUUUCUCCCAUUUGCUUGCGCACACGUGCAAGUUGUUGACAGAAAUGACCUUCAAGCCACAAAAUGAGCCUUUUGUACGUUGCCACAAUGUUUUUGGUUUUUUCCCUUCCCUUCUCCUCCCAUGUCAUGUCUGGGUCUUUGUCGUUUUGGGGAUACGCCAGAAGAGAAAAGUCAAGUUGUGUGACCUUGGUGGAUUGCAAAUGGCAACUUUUGAAGUGCUCAACUAAAGACAGCUUUUGCGCAUCAAGACACGCACACGCGCACACGCACACACACACACAGAUAUAUAUACAGAUAUUUAUUUUUUUGCUUUGUUGCUCGAUGCUCACUUGUAUACAUGAAUUAUGUAAGUUGACUGAAACAAUAACAGAAUAUAUAUAUACAGAAUAUACAGAAGAGAAGUGUGUACGCACAUUCACGUUAUAGGGUGUAAAAGUGAGUGUAACACUGAUUUAUUUUUACUACUCUUGUUUUUCUUCCCACGUCAAAUAAUGCCCUUUUGAGAUGUUUUGUAUGAGUCCAACCUCAUCCUUUUUGUCCAAGUCAAGCACUUAACUUCAGUUGAAAUGAAGCUUUUGCAUUUGAACAUUUGAAGCCUGCGUUUUAAAAUGAGAAUGUCCAACUUUUUUUAUUUUAUUUUGGCUAUUUUUCUUUAUUUGGUGGUGUGCCAUGAGAUUUUUCAAAAGUAAUAAUGGGCCUUGAGUCGGCCAGUUCGUCGUUGCCCUCUUGUGGCAGACCGGGAUCAUUAGAGAAAAUACAGGGUCCGUGAACUUGCAAGUGGUCUCAAAGUCCAGUUCCUGCACGUUUUCCAAGUUUCCUUUGUUAAACGCACCUGAUUCAUUCGAUCAUUAUCUGGCUCCUACAGAAGGUGAGGAUCACGUGAUCGUUCGAAUCAGUCAAGUGUGUUUAACGAGGGAAACUUUGAAAACCUGCAGCGAUGCCGCCGCCGCCUCCGAGGCGCGUCAAACUGGAGUUUGACACCUGUGUGAAAACAAGACCAAAAAAAGCCAAUAAUGAUAACAACUCAUUUUGUUUGCAUUGGGCAGUGACAUCACCACCACCAAUUCAAUCAAUGCAUGUUGGUUUGAAGGCUUGCACUGAAACUGAGCAAGAGAGCGAGCGAGCGAGCGAGUGAGGGGCUUGAAAAUGCAUUUUGAUACAAAGUGUUGCAUGCAAGACAAGGCAAGGCAAGGCAAGGCAAGGCAAGACAAGACAAGGCAAGGCCUUGGAGUGCAUGUUUGCCGUCCUUCCCCAAUCAAUGAUUGGACUGUAAGAAUGUCCCACAGUGUCUGUAUUGAGAGCGCUGUCCAUAUUUGGUUGGCAACAUUGUACGAAUGAAUGGCUUUUACUAUUUCUGAUGGAAAAUAUUCAUUAAAAACAAAGCAGUUCAAAUAA